AUGGGGGCCAAGAAACUGAAAAAACUGAAGAAAGUUGUCUUCUAUGCUGAGCGUUCACAGGAGAGUCUCUCACCAGGACCCUCAAGGCAGGAAGUUAUGCAGACCCCAGUCCUUAUGGCCCUCUUGAAGAGUCCUGGGCCUGGGAGGUACCUCCGCCCAUCUUGCACAGGCUACUUGGGCCACGAUGUCUCCAUGCACAGAGCACCAGCCUACACUUUCCACAUCGGGCAUUCAGAGAAGCGGACCACUGAUACCUGCAGUCCUGGGCCCUGCCACUACUAUGACCCCCGGGUCACCCGCUUUGGAGUGUCGAGCUGCUCCCAGGUUCCGAUGGAAGAACGGAUAGCAAACCUACGUGUGUGGUCUACACCAGCGCCCCCUACCUACUUCUGGGAGAAGGUUCAUCCCCCCGGUGAACGCCACGCACCCCAGUACACUAUGGGCUACCGCUGUCCGUAUCGUGUAUCCGACCCUAACCCAGCCCCUAACCAGUACCCACAGCCCCGACGGCUGGGGUAUGGCACCCCUGUCAACCACUCUGCCCCAUGUUAUAGCUUUGCUUCCCUGUCUGAUCCAUGGUAUUUCAACAAGGAAGUCUACCAAGGCCCUGGCCCAGCCAUGCAUGCCAGGCCUGAGCCAUCAGUUUACCAGAACCGGAGCCCCAUCUACUCCAUGGGCAAGCUCUUUGGGUACCCCCGUGACCAGACAAACUACCCAGGUCCUGGUUCCCACGAGGUGCAAACAGUCACCAUGCACAAGCCCCGGCCACCUUCCUUCUCCUUUGGCAUCAAGCAUUCACCUCACCUCACUCCACUGGUUGUGGAUGUGAAGGAUUGA
Molecule: messenger RNA, 837 nt
Organism: Dromiciops gliroides (monito del monte)
Lineage: Eukaryota; Metazoa; Chordata; Mammalia; Microbiotheria; Microbiotheriidae
Gene: CIMAP1C
Product: outer dense fiber of sperm tails 3 like 1
Exons: 4
Coding region: 1-837 (278 amino acids)
Cellular component (GO): cytoskeleton
Source: RefSeq, a predicted model, not a curated record